AUGGUUUCAUGUUAUAAUAGAACAUGCUUUAUUUUCUCUGAAACUACAAAACAUUGUUUCCUUUCCUUCUGUACAUUUUUUUGUAUCAAUGAACUGGAAAGUUUAUCUAAAUAUCUAGAUACUACUACUACUACUACUACUACUACUACUACUACUACUACUACUACUACUACUACUACUACUACUACUACUACUACUACUAUUACUAUCACUACUACUAUUACUACUACUGUUACCAUUACCACUACUACUACUACUACUACUACUACUACUACUACUACUACUACUACUACUACUACUACUACUACUACUAUUACUAUCACUACUACUAUUACUACUACUGUUACCAUUACCACUACUACUACUACUACUACUACUACUACUACUACUACUACUACUACUACUACUACUACUACUACUACUACUACUACUACUACUACUACUACUACUACUACUACUACUACUACUACUACUACUACUACUACUACUACUACUACUACUACUAUUACUACUACUACUACUAAUUGUUAUUAUUAUUAUUUCACAAUAAUUAAUUAUCACUUAAAUAACUCAUAA
Molecule: messenger RNA, 576 nt
Organism: Schistosoma intercalatum
Lineage: Eukaryota; Metazoa; Platyhelminthes; Trematoda; Strigeidida; Schistosomatidae
Source: the annotation of a GenBank genome assembly